Messenger RNA from Paralichthys olivaceus (Japanese flounder), 1057 nucleotides. NCBI's taxonomy places the organism in Eukaryota, Metazoa, Chordata, Actinopteri, Pleuronectiformes, Paralichthyidae. The record is from RefSeq and is a predicted model, not a curated record.
UCUGAUUGGCCCCUGAAAUGCAUCAUGUCCUGUCAUUGGUUCACACGAGACUGAACGUUAAAAACUUAUAUGUGAUUGUCUCUUCCUGUCUGCAGCUCGGCCGUCAUGUCUAAAGCGACGGUGAAGAAGCUGCACUGGCGCUCCAAGGUGCAGGAGAGCUUCGUCCCUCUGGGCGGCGGCUCAGGAGAGCUGGGUCUGGCGAUUGGGGGCGGGGCCGACUACGGCGAGUUCCCCUUUGUCACAGCAGCACCUGGGGGCGGGGCCACAGUGGGCGACAUCAUCCUAGAGAUCGGGGGGACGCCUGUAUUAGGGAUGACCCUCGGUGAUGUCAGAGGAGUCCUCAACUCCUGUCCUCAUCCAAUCAGAAUCAAGACCGUGUCACCAGGUUCGUCGCUCUGUAAAGACCUCAGGUUGUAUCUCAGCAAGUGUUUCACUCCAGGAUCCAUGGACAGUCAACUACAGCAGCUGAUCAGAGAGAACCUGUACCUGAGAGCUGUACCUUGUACGACCCGGCAGCCUCGGGACGGGGAGAUCUCGGGCGUGGACUACAACUUCGUGUCCAUCGAGGAGUUUUUCUCUCUGGAGGAGUCCGGAGCUCUGCUGGAAAGCGGCAAAUUCAAAGGGAACUACUACGGGACGCCUCGCCCUGUCCACAUCGGCCCGGAGAGUCCACCAAUCACGUACCAGGAGCAUCGGAACCUGCUGCGGAACUUCAGGACGAGGAGCAAGUCUCUGAGUAACCUGGAGAAAGCUGUGGAGGAGGGAGACAACAGCGAGGAGGACAGCGGACUGUCGGCAGGUUCAGCCGGAGCCCCACCCACCACCCUCCCUCUUAGCCAAUCAUGGGAGUCAGCGGCGGGGAGUCGGGAAGGGAUGAUGAACGGAGGAGUAGGAAGAGGAUUGGGGAGAGGAAGAGGAGGAGGAGGUCCCCUACCUGAAAACUGGGAGCUGGCCUUCAGUGAUUCAGGAGAGCCGUACUACAUCAAUCAUAAGUCAAAGACGACCAGCUGGCUGGAUCCUCGACAUCUCAACAAAGAGACGACUUCCUGUACCGAGC